Cotesia glomerata is the source of this 627-nucleotide messenger RNA. RefSeq lists its product as uncharacterized. Lineage: Eukaryota; Metazoa; Arthropoda; Insecta; Hymenoptera; Braconidae. The record is from RefSeq and is a predicted model, not a curated record. The transcript has 3 exons. Bases 1 to 627 code for a protein of 208 amino acids.
AUGUAUAACGCAAUAUUUCGGUGGAUUCCACUUCAAGUAGUUCCUGAAGUCCAAGAAAACCUUCAAACAAUUAUAACAGACUUCGAAGCGGCUAUUUUAAAAUCCGUACAAACUUGCAUGCCGUGGGUUCAUCGGAGAGGUUGUUGGUUUCAUUUUGCGCGGGCCGUCACACGAAAAUGGAACUCUCUAGGACUUCCCGGUCGGGAGGCACCUGAACAUCGGAUUUUGAAUUUAACUUGGGCGUUACCACUAGUCCCAGCAGCUAGAUUUGAGGAAGCUUUGGAAGAGGUCGUAGCAUUAAUUCGACCUUUAGAAGAUGGAAAUGAUAAUUUUUAUUUAUUUCGUCGAUAUCUUCAAAGAUUUUGGUUGCCACUGGCAAAUAUUAUUUCAGUUUAUAAUACACCGUGGCGAACUAAUAAUAUUGCUGAAGUUUGCAAUAUGCAUUUAGUGUCUAAAGUUGGGCCUCAUCCACCGUUAUUUAAAUUUUUACAUCGCCUGAUUGAAAUAAUCAAAGAUGAUGAAAAAAAAUUAACUCGAUUACUGGAUGGAAUGGAUUUCGGUAGAAAUAGGCGACAUCGACAAUAUCAAAUGGAUAUUUAUAUUCACAGUAUAUCCAAGAAGCAUUAG